AUGACGACAGAUCAAUUUCCCUAUAAUGAACAAAGACAAUCAUCACGGUUAGAUUGGGCUGAAUCAUCAUGUACAAGAUGGUUUCAAAUACCACUAUAUUCAUGGAUAACACCUAUUCUCUCCUUAAGUAAUAAACGUACACUUGUGGAGAAUGAUCUUGACGAUCUUGCUAUCAAAGAUCAAUGUUCAACAUUGUUGAACCGAGUGAAUCAGUAUGAUUCUCAAUGGCCAGGUACAUGGCACGUUUUGAACCAUACAUUUGCUAAAGAUUUUCUAAUAAGUAUAUUACUUGUUUUUCCACUUAUAAUGGCUCAUUUGUCACAGCCAUUGCUUAUUCGUCAAAUUAUUCUCGUUAUUAAAGAUCAAUCAGGAUUACCAUGGUACGAUGGUUAUAUAUUUUGUAUUGCUCUUUUCGCUUCCUGCAUCGUACAAGCCAUUGUUCCUCAUCAAAUCUUCUUUCGAAAUAGUCGUAUAGGUAUGCGAAUUCGUAAUAGCUUAUCAUCGACCAUCUAUAAACAUUUGUUGACAAUCAAUACCGCAGCUCUUCACAAGACUACGGUUGCUCAGAUGAUCAAUUUAGUUGCAAAUGAUGUCAGUAAAUUCGAAGAAUUUAGUGUAUUCGUACAUUCUCCAUUACUAGCAAUUGUGGAAGCUCUUAUAGGUUUUGGUCUCAUUUGGUGGUAUAUCGGUUUACCGACAUUAUUCGGCUAUGCAGUAUUGAUUUUAUUGAUACCUAUACAGUUCUUUUUCAGUCGACAAUUCAGUCGAUAUCGAAACACUACAAUGGCAUGUACAGAUAAGCGUGUGCAAGCGAUCAAUGAACUUGUUAACGGCUGCCAAAUUAUUAAAAUGUAUAAUUGGGAAAAAGCUAUGGAACAACGAGUACGUGAAACACGUCGACGUGAACUUUCGAAUAUUUAUAAAGUGAGCUAUUUAAGAGCUCUCAAUAUUGCUCUUGCUUUCUCUGCAUUACCAUUAAUUUCUCUUGCUACAUUCGGCGGUAGUUGGUUAAUGGGUCGAACUUUCCAAUCGGAAGAUCUAUUCACAACACUAGCUUUCUUCGUUAUGGUUCGAGUUCCAGUAACAAAUGGAUUACCGUCUGCGAUCGAAAAAUUCAGCGAAGCUCGCGUUUCUGCAAGACGAAUCGAUCAAUUUAUGCAACUCGAUACGUUGUCCAAUAAACGUGAAAAAAUGGAAAACGACAACGAAGAUCAUGUAAUCGUAAUGGAAGAUGCAUCCUUUUCUUGGAAAGAUACUCCUUCUUUGUUUUCUCUCAAUCUCAAAAUUAGAAACGGGAAUUUAGUUGGAGUGAAAGGUUCAAUUGGUGCUGGCAAAUCAACCUUAUUCGCUGCUAUCCUAAAUGAGAUUAAUCUUGUAAGUGGGAAACUACAACUGCAUGCUAAUUCAAUUUCGUAUGCUCCACAAUCAGCGUGGAUAUUUGCUGAUACUAUUCGAGCUAAUAUUCUUCUUGGCAAAGCAAUGAAUGACGAACGUUACACGAAUGUGAUAAAAGCAUGUUGUCUUGAUGUCGAUCUAGAAAAUUUUGGUGAAGUUGGUGAUUUAUUGAUAAUUGGUGAUAAAGGUGUCAAUUUGAGUGGUGGACAAAGAGCUCGUAUAUCACUUGCUCGUGCUCUGUAUGCUGAUGCUGACUUAUAUUUACUCGAUGAUCCACUUGCUGCUGUGGAUCCAAAGGUAGCAAAGAAUAUUUUUGAUCAAUGCAUUGGUCCUCGAAGCCUCCUUCGUGGAAAAACUCGAAUAUUGGUUACACAUCAAACACAUUUUUUAGUUGAAACAGACCAAAUAUUUCUCAUGACAAAUGGUCAUAUUGAAGAAUUACAGAUGGAACAAAUACCUAUAAUGGAACUGUCGAAUGAUACAUCAGAAACAGAAUCAUCUGCGAACAAGGAAACAGAUUGGGUACCUGAUGCUGCUGUAAUUGAUAUGAAUUCAAUUGUUAAGAAUGAAACAUUAGUUGAAGGUGCUAUUAAGUGGAGUGUUUGGCUAAAAUUAUUUACUGCACCACCUUUACGAUGGUUCGGUUUGCUUUUAAUGAUUGUUUUUAUGCUCAUCAAUGAAGCUUUAUACGAUUUUUCAAACAUUUGGCUCGCUAUAUGGUCUGAUCAAGAUAAAAAAGAACAACAAUCGUCGUUUUAUGCUUAUGUUUAUCUUGGAGCUAUAGGUUGCACAUUGAUCGUAGCAAUAAUACGUGUUAGCUAUGUCUACUAUAUUAUGCUACGUAGUUCGACUCACUUUCACAAUCGAAUGCUCAAAGGUAUCUUGUAUACUUCAUUACGUUUUUUUGAAAGUAAUCCAAGUGGACGAAUCUUGAAUCGAGCAAGCAAAGAUCAACAAGUUUUAGAUCAAGCCUUACCUCUAGCUUUAAUUGAUACUAUGCAAUAUCUACUAAUGAUUAUUGGUUCUAUUACAAUCAUUGGAAAGACUAAUCCAUGGGUACUUUUAAUUCUCAUUCCUUUGGUUCCCUCUGUUUUGUGGCUUCGUCGAUUUUACAUGCGUUCAAGUCGUCAAAUCAAACGAUUGGAAAGUGUAACACGUAGUCCUAUGUAUACACUGUUCUCAUCAUCAUUUGAUGGACUCACUAGCAUUCGUGCAUUUAACGUUCAAGGUGAUUUUUUAAAUAUGUUUAUGGAAAGAAUUGAUACUAAUUCACGAGCUUACCUCAUAGUCUUUACGUCGGCGCGUUGGUUUGGUUUACGACUCGAUAUUAUGGUAUCCUUUCUCACGUUGGUUACUGCUCUUCUUGCAGUAUUUUUACGUCAUCAAAUCGACUCGGCGGCAGCAGCACUUAGUGUUACAUAUUGUAUCAGUUUAACAGGUCUCUUUCAAUGGGCUAUACGACAAUCGACUGAAGCUGAAAAUUUAAUGACCAGUGCAGAACGUAUUCAUGAAUAUGGUCAACUAGUACCAGAAAGUCAACAAAAUAGCAACCAGAGCGAUGUUCUCAUUCAACCAACAGAAGAUUGGCCUUCUCGUGGUACUAUCGAAUUUAAAGACUACACUUUUCGUUAUCGCCCAGAACUUGAUCCCGUACUCAGAAAUCUUAAUCUACGAAUUGAAUCAAAGGAAAAAGUUGGCGUUAUUGGUCGAACAGGUGCUGGCAAAUCAUCACUUCUUCAAGCUCUAUUUCGACUUGUUGAUCAAUCAGCAAUCAGUGGAACUCUACUCAUUGAUGACAUCGAUAUUGGACGUAUUUCACUUCAUCAACUUCGUUCUCAUCUAAGUGUCAUUCCUCAAGUACCUAUACUCUUCUGUGGUACACUUCGAUAUAAUAUUGAUCCAUUCGAACAAUUCUCAGAUGAUGAAUGUCUUACAGCACUAGAAGCUGUUCAACUCAAGCAAUUAGUGCGCAAUCAUCCCGACGGACUUCAUUUGUUGGUAGCUGAAUCGGGUACUAACCUGAGUGCGGGUGAACGUCAAUUGAUUUGUGUUGCUCGAGCCAUUCUGAAGAAGAGUCAUAUAUUGCUAAUUGAUGAAGCUACAGCAAAUGUUGAUCAUGUCACUGAUAGAAUGAUUCAAGAGGUGAUUGCUGACAAGUUUCGUGAUCGCACCAUAUUAACAAUUGCUCAUCGGUUGAAUACAGUCGUCAAUAGUGAUCGUAUUCUUAUGCUACAACAGGGAGAGAUUGUCUACUUUGAUGUACCUAAUAAUAUUCAUCUAAAUUAA
Molecule: messenger RNA, 3681 nt
Organism: Adineta steineri
Lineage: Eukaryota; Metazoa; Rotifera; Eurotatoria; Adinetida; Adinetidae
Source: the annotation of a GenBank genome assembly